CACUAUCCACCGUGAAGGAGUGUAGGACCAAAAAAAUGAAGACCUUCCUUGUAUUCUUAGUGUGUGUGGUAGCAGUGUACUGCAAGCCAGCGACCUCUGAGGAUGACGUCCUCAGCAACGUCGUCGGAGUGGUCAAGAGUUGUGCCGAAGAAGAUGUCUGGAUGUGCAUUAAGGAAAGAUCGAUGAGAUUCCUAGAGAACGCGGCUUCAGCGCGGGAAUUGAAACUGGCUGAUGGCCUCGCGAUCUACAAUGUCGGCACUUCUCGCUCCGCCAGGUCUUACGAACCCCUUCCCGAAGAACCUCAAGCUAGGGAGAACCAAGUUGAAGCUAGACUAGUCGAUGCUGCUGCUGACUUCGUAGAAAACCAUGUUAUCCAGCUGCGCAUGCCCAAGAGCACUGUCGAGGACAUGAAGAGGUCCCUUGAGGAAGGUCGUGGCAAGAAGAAGAAGCUGAAGCAGCUCCUCCCCAUCCUCGCCCUCCUCCAGCUGAAGAUCCAGUCCCUCAUCCCACUGUUCCUUGGUAUCAUCGCCUUCGCUGCUGUCAAGGGUCUGAUGCUCGCCAAGGCUGCCCUCCUCGCCUCUGCUCUGGUCCUUCUCAAGAAGCUGCUCUCCAAGAGCGAGCACCAUGAAAGCUACGAAGUCGUAGCUCACCCACACCAUGAAGAGCACUUCAGCCACGGCGGUGGUGGUCACGGUGGAUGGGGCAGGUCUUCCCAAGACGCCCAGUCCUUGGCUUACAAUGCCUACUCCAACUAAUACCUAAGAUAAAUCUAAGACCCAAGGGCCAUGGUAAAUCUUCGUGUAGUUUAGUUUGGACCUCAAAGUAACGAUUUUAAUUUAUUAAUUUAAUAAUUUAUUUAAAUUAUUUAUUGUUAAAUGUUGAACGAGUGAAUCUUGUCUCGAAUUUUUUCAUUAGCAUCGCCGUUUUCUUUAUAAUUCUUGUUAUUAUCUGUCUUUAUUGCAUCUACAUCGUACCUGUGUUUAUUAGUAUAAUUUUCUUAAAGUACAAAUGUAUUUACGAUAUCAAUAGCUUUAAUUAUUAUUUUUUGUUCACCUCUACCGACUGGCUGAGCCAUGUAGGCUUUUAUUUUAGUAUCAAUUUUUUAUGUGUUCAUCUUUAACUAGUCGAUCUAUAUUUUCCUCUUCCUUCUAUUUCUUUAUAUAGCUUUUGUAAAUAUUUUUCAUAUCGAUGUAUAUAAGUAAAAUAUUAUUGUUUGCAUCUUCGUUUGUUAUUAUAUUAUUAUGUAUAUAAUAUAUUUAUUUUAUCGUAGUGUAUAUAUGUACGUAUAUGUCUCUUAGGUGAUGUCUUUGUGUGUACAAAUCUUUCUCUUCCCUUUAGCUGUUAUAAUUUAUUAUGAACCACCCAAAUAAACUAAAUAUAACAGUUGU
Messenger RNA from Spodoptera litura, 1388 nucleotides. RefSeq lists its product as uncharacterized. Lineage: Eukaryota; Metazoa; Arthropoda; Insecta; Lepidoptera; Noctuidae. Gene Ontology annotation, cellular component: membrane. The record is from RefSeq and is a predicted model, not a curated record.